ACAGAUGUGCUGGAAGCUUCUUCAACAGCAACAACAACCAUUUUAUCUGAACACAAACUAUUGAUUACAUCUGAUAUAAACUCCCAGGCAUGGCAUCCUCCAGUGGUCCACUAAAUGAGGAGCUCCAGUGCUCCAUCUGUCUGGAUGUGUUCACUGAUCCAGUCACCACUCCAUGUGGACACAACUUCUGCAGAACCUGCCUGAACAAGUGCUGGACAAACACACAGACCUGCUUCUGUCCACUCUGUAAUAAAACACUUAGCAAUAGACCUGAUCUUGAAAUUAACACAACACUCACAAAGGUUGUACAAUACUUUAAGAAGCUCAAUCAAGGCAAAUCUGAGGUGUUCUGUGACUUCUGUGAUGAAAGAAAGCAGAAAGCCAUGAAGUCCUGCCUGACGUGUCAAAGCUCUUACUGUGAGACUCACCUGGAGCCUCAUCACAGAGUCCCACGUCUAAAGAAACACACACUGAUCAACGCUGUGGAAAAUCUGGAGGAUUAUAUAUGCCAGAAACACGAGAGACCUCUGGAGCUGUUCUGCAGAGAUGAUCAGACGUGUGUGUGUCUGUCCUGCACUGAAGGAGACCACAGGACUCACAACACUGUUCCUAUAGAGUGA
Molecule: messenger RNA, 620 nt
Organism: Sinocyclocheilus anshuiensis
Lineage: Eukaryota; Metazoa; Chordata; Actinopteri; Cypriniformes; Cyprinidae
Product: E3 ubiquitin/ISG15 ligase TRIM25-like
Exons: 2
Coding region: 90-620 (176 amino acids)
Molecular function (GO): zinc ion binding
Source: RefSeq, a predicted model, not a curated record